Ustilaginoidea virens is the source of this 1374-nucleotide messenger RNA. RefSeq lists its product as uncharacterized. Gene Ontology annotation, cellular component: proteasome regulatory particle, base subcomplex. Gene Ontology annotation, molecular function: ATP binding; proteasome-activating activity; ATP hydrolysis activity. The record is from RefSeq and is a predicted model, not a curated record. Bases 1 to 1374 code for a protein of 457 amino acids. The transcript has 4 exons. NCBI's taxonomy places the organism in Eukaryota, Fungi, Ascomycota, Sordariomycetes, Hypocreales, Clavicipitaceae. Gene Ontology annotation, biological process: proteasome-mediated ubiquitin-dependent protein catabolic process.
AUGGGUCAAGGGCAAUCUGGCAUGGGAGGCGGUGAUGGCCGUGAUGACAAGGACAAGAAGAAGGACAAGCCCAAGUACGAGCCGCCGCCGAGGCCUACCACGCGCGUCGGUCGAAAGAAGAGAAAGGCCGGGGGCACCAGCGCUGCUGCCAAGCUACCGGCCGUCUAUCCUACCAGUAGAUGCAAACUCCGUCUUCUACGAAUGCAGAGAAUCCACGAUCACCUGCUUCUAGAAGAGGAAUAUGUUGAAAACCAGGAGCGCUUGCGCAAAGCCAAAGCAGCCAAGGAGGGCGCGGCGACUGGACCCGACGCCGACGUGGACAGGUUAGCCGAUGAGCGGGGGCGUGUCGACGAUAUGCGGGGAAGCCCGAUGGGCGUGGGGACGCUGGAGGAGCUCAUCGACGAUGACCACGCCAUCGUCAGUAGCACAACUGGUCCCGAGUACUACGUCAGUAUCAUGAGCUUCGUCGACAAGGAUCUCCUGGAGCCCGGCGCCAGCGUACUACUUCACCAUAAGAGCGUUAGCAUCGUUGGCGUCCUGACAGACGAUACUGAUCCCAUUGUCAGCGUGAUGAAGCUUGACAAGGCACCCACCGAAUCGUACGCAGACAUUGGUGGCCUGGAGUCGCAAAUCCAGGAAGUCAGGGAAUCCGUUGAGCUGCCAUUACUCCACCCUGAACUGUACGAGGAAAUGGGCAUCAAGCCCCCCAAGGGUGUCAUUCUCUACGGGGCUCCAGGAACUGGCAAGACUUUGCUCGCCAAGGCCGUUGCGAAUCAGACAUCGGCCACGUUUUUGCGAAUUGUGGGCAGCGAACUGAUUCAGAAAUACCUGGGUGACGGGCCACGUCUUGUGCGACAGCUGUUUCAGGUUGCGGGAGAGAAUGCGCCCUCGAUUGUCUUUAUUGACGAAAUCGAUGCUAUUGGUACGAAACGCUACGACUCCACAUCUGGAGGUGAGAGAGAAGUUCAGCGAACCAUGCUGGAGCUCUUGAACCAGCUGGACGGUUUCGAUGACCGCGGCGACGUCAAGGUCAUCAUGGCAACCAACAAGAUUGACACCUUGGAUCCGGCCCUCAUCCGACCCGGCCGUAUCGAUCGCAAGAUCUUGUUUGAGAACCCGGACCAAAACACGAAGAAGAAGAUCUUCACCCUGCACACGUCCAAGAUGAGCUUGAACGACGACGUGGAUCUGGAAGAGUUCAUUUCACAAAAGGACGACCUGUCCGGUGCGGAUAUCAAGGCCAUAUGCUCGGAAGCUGGCAUGAUGGCCCUGCGGGAGCGGCGCAUGCGUGUGCAAAUGGCGGAUUUCCGGUCCGCCAGAGAGCGUGUCCUGCGCACCAAGCAGGAGGGUGAGCCCGAGGGCCUGUAUUUGUAG